Messenger RNA from Tetranychus urticae (two-spotted spider mite), 3516 nucleotides. RefSeq names its product unextended protein. NCBI's taxonomy places the organism in Eukaryota, Metazoa, Arthropoda, Arachnida, Trombidiformes, Tetranychidae. The record is from RefSeq and is a predicted model, not a curated record. Gene Ontology annotation, biological process: magnesium ion homeostasis; transport. Gene Ontology annotation, molecular function: transmembrane transporter activity. Gene Ontology annotation, cellular component: plasma membrane.
AUUAAAUGAACCUGAACAAAUAGUGAACAGCCUCUGGUUAUAAUUUAAAAAAUGAAAAUGAAAGUUAAUUGUAUGCCUUUCCUUAACCAUCAUUGAAAGUGUUCACAGUAACCAAACCCAGGACCAGAUUGUGAAACCUUUCAUCUCUUUUUGUUCAAGUGUUGGUCAUCUCUAUAGUCAGGUUACUUUUUCCCAUAAUAACAAUCAAUUCACCACCUAGAGCAAUUUAACAAACUUAUGACAGUAAAAAAAGACAGACAGACAGAUGAUUUAAAAAGAGUGUGCAAAGAGGCGGCGAAUGAGCGGAAAAAAGUAGGGAAGAAACAUACACAGAAGUAUAAGAGUACAAGAGAGACUGUCUGUUUAGCUUUUUAGUCUUGAUCUGAACAUCCACAUAGCAAGUUGAUAUACAUCGUGUGAUACCAGCUCAUUAACUGUAAAUAACCGGAGAGUUCUUAGGAGAUGCUGAAAUGGCUUCCAAUUUUGGCUUUAUUCGUCAGUUUAAAUAACAAUAUCAGUCAAGUUUAUGGUAACCCAUUAAAUACUUCAUCUCGUACAUCUUCCAUAACCCUAUCAAACAGAGCAAAUUUUCCUAGUGCGGCUCUUCAAGCUUCCAAUAAAAAUGAAACUCGAUCUGUUAUUUAUGGAAUGCGAGCCGUGGGUGGCUCAUCUGAAGAAGGUACACUUAGAAUUCCAGCCGAUAAAAGGAGUACGCUGAUACUUUUUGGUCAACAUUUAGAGUUGACCAAUAUAACUUUCACGAGAACUCCAAGAUCUCGAGGUGCAGAAUGUGAUUCUCUUGAUCAUACUGAAGUUUUUACACCUCUGCAAAUCAACGAUGGUGUUUAUGAGCUUCAAGUCACUUUACCUCCUUAUUCGGGAAGUUUUUUCAUCUGUACUUUGAAUAAAGAUCAUCGAUCAUGGCAUCAUCAAGGAGACUACUCUUACCUUCAGAUCGGUACCAAAGUACCAAUCCUACCAGUAUGGGUUUCCAUCACACUGAUCUUUGUUUUGUUAAGUUUCUCUGGUCUUUUCUCUGGCCUUAACUUGGGGCUUAUGUCUCUUGAUAAAAAUGAACUCUUAGUUAUUGCUCGUUGUGGUACAGAGGACGAGAAACGCUAUGCUCGGACAAUCGCUCCCAUUCGUAGCAGAGGGAAUUAUCUUCUAUGCUCUAUCCUUUUAGGUAAUGUGUUCGUCAACUCAACUUUAACAAUUAUCAUGGACGACUUGACCUCUGGAUUAGUCGCUGUUAUAUCUUCAACUCUUGCUAUCGUCAUAUUUGGUGAAAUUGUGCCUCAAGCUGCUUGUUCUCGCCAUGGGUUAGCUGUUGGUGCAAAAACUAUUGGAGUUACUUAUUUCUUUAUGGCACUUACUUUUCCUCUUUCGUAUCCAAUUUCAAAAAUGUUGGAUUUCUGUUUGGGAGAUGAAAUUGGUCAUGUUUACGACAGAGAACGGCUUAUGGAAUAUAUAAAGGUUACCAAAACUUACAACAAACUAGAAGAAGAUGAAGUAAAUAUAAUUUCUGGUGCUCUCUGUCUAAAAACUAAAACUGUCGGCGAGAUUAUGACUCGACUAGAGGAUGUUUUCAUGCUUCCAAUCGCAGCCACCUUAGAUUUCAACACAGUUUCUGAGAUAUCCAAAAAAGGUUACUCUCGUAUUCCUGUUUUUGAUGGUGAAAGGAAAAACGUUUGUGCCCUUCUUCAUGCUAAAGAUUUAGCUUUCAUUGACCCAGAUGACAAUACACCUUUAAGAACUGUAAUUGAAUUUUACAAACAUCAGUUAAUUCACACUUACGAAGAUGAAACUCUGAACAAUCUAUUGAAUCAUUUCCGUCUUGGAAAAAGUCAUAUGGCCUUUGUGAGAAAAAUAUAUGCUACCGAAGAUGAGGAUCCUUAUUAUGAGAUAACUGGCGUGGUUACUCUUGAGGAUGUAAUUGAGGAGAUCCUUCAAAUGGAAAUUGUCGAUGAAACUGAUAUACUAAUUGAUAAUAGGAAGAAACAACGAAGAAAAGGUGCUGAACAUCAAGAUUUCACCGAUUUUGCCAGAAUUGGUGCUGGUCCGGGUACUCAAAAUAUUUCAUCUCAAAUGGCUUUAGCUACUUUCCAAUAUCUCUCCACAGCUGUCGAACCUUUCAAGCUAGCUUACAUCAGUGAAACUGUACUUCGUCGAUUGAUUGCUCAAAAAAUUUACUAUUAUGUAAAAAAUGUCAAAGAUAAUGACGCUCGAAAUAUCAAGGAAAGAACUAUUUACACUGCUGGCAAACCAGCCGAUUAUUUCAUUAUGAUUUUGGAGGGUAAAACUAAGGUUACUGUGGGAAGUGAGAAUCUUUGCUUUGAUGCUGGUCCAUUCACUUAUUUUGGAACAUCAGCCUUACGUUUAACUGCAAGUGAUAUUCGUAACCAGUCAACAGCAUCCGGAAGCACUCGACCUCCAACACCUGAAUCACCCAAUUUUGGAUCAGCUGAUAUUCGUAUGGCUAUUGAAGCCAAUAAGUUACCUCAACAGCCAGGAGCUGAAGCAAAUGUUACGUUCCGACCCGAUUUUAGUGUUGUUAUUGUUGAACCAACUCUUUAUAUGAAAGUUCCUCGUAAUGUUUACAUUGCUGCUUACCGAGCAUCUCUUUUGGAACAUCAAAAAGGCUUCCCAGCUGAUGAUGACAAAUUGCAAAAAGAGAUCGAUAAUGCUUUCAAUGAUAACCUGUUAGCUCAAUCUCCAGAUUUAGGUCGAAAAGAUUUCCAUAUUGCUGGCGAACGAGAAAAGUUAUUAUACGAAAGUCAAGCUAGAGGUGACGGAACCAGUCCUCAUUCUGAACGACGUAGCUCAAGCGCCCAAGCUAAUCAAACGUCUCCCGCUAAACGUAAAAAUUCUCUCGCUGCUCUAGCUCGUAUUCCUAUUCAGGCAGCAGCUAAACUGGCAAAUAGUAAUUCAUCUAGCAAAGCUCCAAGCUCUCCCUUAUCUAAUUAUCCACCCACGUUAAAUCUUUCAACAUCCAAAGUUAAUCCAAUACCGGAUCGUAAACCAACUCCACCGUCACAAGGACCUCGUGCUCCGUCACCAACUAGGAUUAAUUCAAAUAAUCGACGAAAUGGCUCUCCUAAGAAAGAUUCACCUAAACGAGGAUCUUCACCUAAGAGAGGAUCUACACCUUCACCUCCUGGUAGUCCAAAAGAGGAUUCCCAACUUAUCUCCAAACCAACAACGAAGCCCAACUAAAUAAUAUUACACAAGAUUUGACGAAAAUAGAUUUUCAGAAAGAGCAAAAAAACUCUAUUAAUAGCUUAUUACAUUGUACAUCAUUUGUACAUAUGUAUUAUGUAUACAUUUAAAUAGAUCAACACUCGAAAUAUUUUUCUUCGCGGCUCCACCAUAACUACCUCUCUCCUUACCUUCAAAAGUCCCGUUUUCCUUUUUCUUUAUGAACAGUAUCUGUCUCUCAUUAACUGACUCACUUUGAUGCUCUCUAAGUUCUCAAUUUUUCUCAAUUCAUAUUCAUCUUUGGACAAGAUAUUUAUUCAU